AUGUGGACAAAUGAUUAAUACUCUAAAAGAUAGACAUCAGAAAAAGUAUUGCAAUAAAGUUAACUGGUAGCAAAGGUCUCUAUGCCUCAACGUGCUGUCCAAAACAAAUUAUUUAACUCUAAUACUGAUAUAAACAGUAAAUAUAUGACCAAUGAGGCAAAGUUAAGGGAAAACGAUGUUAAAAAAUAGAUAAGGCCUACUGAUUUUUAGCUAUUUAGCAAAUUAUCACUAGAUUAAAUUACUUAGUUUGUAAAAGAUAAUCAUUGUUUAGUAAAUGAUGCUAUCUAAACUUUAAUCAAUAGUAAAAGUGAUUAUAUAAGUUUGUUAAGAGAAAAAAAAGAUUAACUUUAGCAAUUUUAAGAAAACAUACGAGUUUAAUUGGUAAAGAUGGAUUACUUAAUAUCAAUAUGUAAAAAAGCAAUCAAGAAGAGGGCUUAACUGAACCUAAAAAUGAAAAAGUCUAGCAACUCUUGCCUUGCACUUUCUUAAAAUGACUUUUUGUUCAGCCAAUACAGGGAACUUAUUGAAAUAUCUAUUAAAGAUGUAUUUUUAAUGGUGGAGCUUGAAAAUAAAGAUUUAUAUAUCAAUGAUACUAUGCACUUGUUUAAGAUGAACAGACUAUUCAAUGUAUCUUGCUAAAGAAAUAAGGUUUUGGAGUAUUAUAGUGAUAAUAAGGAAAAUAUUCAUCCUAUCAAGCGUGAGAAGUAAGAAUGUCGGUAAUUCAGAGCACAGCAUGGAUUUUGCAAUGUAUUGCCAAAGAUGUUGUAAUAAUAAAUUAUCCCUGAUCAAGAGCUCAUAAAUUUUGAUAGCAUUUUGGAUAUCAAAUUCAUUAUGAGAAACUUUAUGACUAAUGCAGUUGAAGAUCACAAAGUGGAUAUAAUCGAAUGUAGUGGAGAUGAUAAUAUGACUAGUUCUCUUCAAAUGAGUGAAUGGUUGAUAAUAUAAGCAUAUAAAUCAAAUUGUAUAAGCUAUUGA
This is a messenger RNA of Stylonychia lemnae, 975 nucleotides long. The record is from the annotation of a GenBank genome assembly. NCBI's taxonomy places the organism in Eukaryota, Ciliophora, Spirotrichea, Sporadotrichida, Oxytrichidae.